UGCAACAAAGUCCAAAUUAGUGUACUCAAAUUAUAAUAUCGUCACCAUAUGUAUCAUUUAUGCAUUUAGGCCAAAAAAUAGCACAAACAUGUACACCCUGGAGCCACAACUCUGCUUUUGUCCUACAGGAUUAACAUAAUUUGGGCACGACCUAAUCCAAACUUGCCAGGACGCAAAGUUUGUGUUCCUUUCCAUAUAGUAAUUCUCAGUAUACAAACAACAACCGAUGCUUUAUAUGCUUAUUGGCACAUAUCAAAAGCGUGUUUAUGUGCAUACUUAUCGGAGAUCUUCAGAAUGGAGCAGGACAUCUGUUCAGGGAAUUAAUUCAGAAUAGAGUUUCUCUCCUAAACAUUCUUAGCUCAUCGGUACUCCACGUCACUCUAUGCCCUGUGAUUGGCAUCCGCCUUUUUGAGGAUUAGCCGAUCUUGAUGCAGUUUUUCCAUAUGUAUACAGUACAAAUGUACAGAAAUUAGUUAUAAAGAUAAACCAAAUUUUGAUCCGUUUCAAAUUUUGUGAUAUCGAUGUAAUCUCUCUGGGUUUUUGUAAUGGAUAUGCAUGACAAAAUGAAAUGCAUAUGCUGUCAAUCCAUCAAGUAUUUGUUUGCUUGUUAGUUAGGAACUAAGUGAUUUGUUUUACAGGUUACAUUUUUGCGGUAAAUGAUAACGUCAAUGAUGUUAGACCUACAUGCAGGUUUUUUUCACAAGUUAACAUUGCAAAGUUACCGGUUGCGUCAUACCUGCCUUAAGAUUCAUGGUUAGCAUGCAAUCCUUAUUUUGUAGAUCUCACUGGUCAUGCAUGGGACAUACCAGGCCGAAACCAACAUGAUUAAUGGCUGUACUUAGCACAUAAAUCAACUAGCCAGAUUUCCUUCUUAGUUGCAAAUGCUGGCCAUGGUAUGCUCAGUUAAUAUUUUGGUAUAUAUCUACAUUGUUAUUCAGUUCAGAGAUAAAGCUUGCGUUGCUGAUAAAAUCAUAUAAAUAACUACGAUGUGAUUGAUCAUACUAUUUUUAAUUGUGAUCUGGCUAAUUCACUCAGAAUAUUUUCGCUAAUGACUGUCACGGAAGUAAUCUGUAUUUAUUUCUUCAAGUUUAUACCUGCAACACUUUGGUGUGAGUUAAUGAGAUGGUCAUGCUAAUUGCAUGAUAUGCUCAUCAAGACCUCAACAGGAUGUAAUACAAAGGAUAUUGCUCUCCUAGAAAUAGCAUGCCGAGUUAGCACUACAUAAUAACCAGCACAAUUUGCUGAUCAACCAGAAUAUACGCAGAUGGGAAACUACUUGAUUAGGUUUCUCAAUUAACAAACUAUUUGAGCAUGCACGUAUGACAAGAACAAGCAAUAAUUGAACAAACUGCCGCGCCUUUCCUUGCUGUCAGUAGCUUAAGACAUGAGAACGUGUUAGGCCUAAUUAGGAGCACCUAAUGCACCCUUAGGUUGCAAAGGAUCACAUGAGGUAGUUAAUAGCCCUAGUGGAAACAUGCCAGUGAUCCUCACCAGACAAACACAUCGUGUUGCGUUGGAGCUCAAAGGUGAAGUCAACUGUUCCUUCACCACUAAUGGGCAACAGCUAACUCUUUCUCUCCACUAGCUCACCAAUCUCAUGAUUUCGAUCUGGAUCUGACAUCAAAGUGGUUGCUCAUGCAGAUGAGUUUGCUGCCCAUAUAGUAGACAUGACAAGGUGCUCAUACGCUCAACCAGAGACGAAUAGUUGGAGAUGCUACUUACACUGAUCAGACAUACAAAAGAAAAAUCAGCUUGUCAUGGAGAUGGGUGGCAGCGGCGCAGCACCCAACCAGCGACGAGAUUCUUGCUGUCUACAAUGCCAGCCAUUGCAUGGCUUGUGCUUAUAUAGAGAGGCAAACCAUAGGGGUUAAGCACCAUUGCAGCAAAAUUUCUUUUCUCUGAAUCUCUCUUCCGUUUCCAGAUACAUUUCCAGCCAUGGCUACUCAGCAGAACUUCUUUUCUCUCAAGCCAAACCUCUCUUCACCUUCUGCUACCAUUGAAACAAUGUCCGAUGGUUUCAGGAGGUGUGUACGUGAGCACAAUAGCAUCGAGGAGGUCAUAUGCAGUCAAAUUAUCCUUUGCCAGAGCAACAAAGGAAAUUGCAUUGGCUGCCAGAAAAGGAGAUGAUGCACCUAUUCAGGCCAAGAUACAGUCCUUCAUCCCCUGACCAAGAUGGCAAAAAACAGUGGAAGAAGAUCAAGAAGAAAUCUCCUUCAGCUGACUGGCUGGAGCAAGAGAGGUCGUUGCUUCAAUGCUUCAGUCAUCCACACGACAGCCACUGAAGCAAAUAGCGAUGUCGAGUUACAACAAGUGGUAUCUUGUCUCCAACAAGUUCCACAAGAAAAGACUUCCAUGCAACAAGGAGCAAUUAUGGAAACUGGAGUUUCGUUGUUCUUGAGGGCAGUGCUUGGACUUUCUUGAGGAGAUUGAUCCAGAGCAGAGUUUCUUUUCCGAAUGCUCUAAGCUUGUACAUCGAUGAUGCAUUGCCUAUGGUUCACUGUGAUUGGCACCCACCUUUUAGAGGAUUUGUUUACUGUUUAUGCUGCUAAUAGCUUGGACAGCUACUUCAAGAAAAGAAAAAGAAUUUGGAGCAUUUUAACUAAGACAGGUCCAGAAAAUACAAUUACUCAGAAAUACUCAUCAUUACUGGCUGUCAUACAAGCUAAUAGCAAACUGUUCAAACCGAGUUUUGACAUAUGUCACUGCAAGAUGGCCAUGUUAUUCAGAUGCCAUGUGUGUUACUCAGCAACAAGCAAAGGAUCCUUGUGCAGUGGAUCUUGCUAUCCAUAGCUAAAGCAAGCCAGCUCCAACACUCCAAGUUGACCAUGCAGGUAACAUGCGUUGGGCACUACAUAACACGUAUGCAACUAAAAUAAAAAUAUUUUUAACACGCAAUUAUGUCAAGAUCCACCAAUAGAGCAAACCAUGCGGUUGAUUCUUGUCGACAAUUAAUGGAACAUGACAAUGUGAUAUCUCAUUGGAAGAAUAGCUGCUGCACUAAAAAAAUUGAACUACACAUGGGCAAAGAUACCAAAUGUUGCACCAGAUCUCACAAACUUGGUAUACAAAACUGUGGAGAUGAGUUGGCAUGAUUCCUUGUGUCUACCAUUCGAAUGGUGCUGUAUCAUACAGUUCCUCGGUAUAAAUAGGCCCCAGAAGAAGGCUAAACACAUCAAACCGAAAGGUGCUCUCUCAUUCUCAUAUCUUGAAACCUCAAGUACUCAACACAGAGGAAAGAGUCUUAGCAACAGAUAUGGCUUGCCAUCUUAGAUCAGUUAGUUUGCCUUCUAGGCCUCACACCAAGGUUGAAGAGGAGCUGCACAGCCUAGAGGCAAGCAUCUCUUCACCCUCCAUCACCAUGGAGACAAUCUCUGAUGGUUUGAGGAGGCUUGGAGACAUCUACAGCACCAUUGAAGAGAUCAUGUGCCUUCCUAGCAACCAAAUUUGCUCUUCCCAGCAAAGGAAGAUGUUGGAAGGUGAAACCGAGUGCUCCCUUGAGCUGCUAGAUCUCUGCAAUGCCAUGCAUGAGGACUUCACCGAAUUGAAGGCCAUUAUCCAAGAUCUGCAAGUGGCAACCAGAAAAGGAGAUGACACCGUUGUUCAAGUCAAGGUCCAGUCUUACACCCGCCUAAUGAAGAAGGCGAAGAAACAUUUCAAGAAGGCAGCGAAGAAGGUUACAUCCGACAAAGAGGACUGCAGGAUGGUCAGGCUGUUGAGAGAGGCUAGGGAGAUCACCACCUCUCUCCUCGAGUCAACAGUACACCUCUUGUCCAAGCAAAUCGCAGUGCCAAAAUGGUCUCUCGUCUCCAAGGCAUUCCAGAAGAAGAACUCAGUUGUUUGCAAGGAGGAGCAGUUGCAGGUCCUAGAGUGCAGUGUUGGAGAUCUUGAGGCUGGAGCAGGAAUUCUGUUCCGGAGAUUGGUCCAGAGCAGAGUUACUCUCCUAAACAUUCUUAGCUCAUAGAUACUCUUCAACAACUGCUACUCUAGCACCGUGCGAUUGGCUUCCACCUUUUAAAGGAUUGCUGAUCUUUUCCAGCGGGUGUAUAUAUGUAGAAAUGUACAGAAUACUCCAUACAGAAAGGAAACAAAAGUUUUGAUCGAACUCA
Hordeum vulgare subsp. vulgare (domesticated barley) is the source of this 4106-nucleotide messenger RNA. RefSeq lists its product as uncharacterized. Gene Ontology annotation, biological process: shoot system development; root development. Lineage: Eukaryota; Viridiplantae; Streptophyta; Magnoliopsida; Poales; Poaceae. Bases 3254 to 3961 code for a protein of 235 amino acids. The record is from RefSeq and is a predicted model, not a curated record. The transcript is spliced from 2 exons.